Messenger RNA from Truncatella angustata, 2125 nucleotides. RefSeq lists its product as uncharacterized. Lineage: Eukaryota; Fungi; Ascomycota; Sordariomycetes; Amphisphaeriales; Sporocadaceae. The record is from RefSeq and is a predicted model, not a curated record. Gene Ontology annotation, molecular function: zinc ion binding; DNA-binding transcription factor activity, RNA polymerase II-specific. Gene Ontology annotation, biological process: regulation of DNA-templated transcription. Bases 33 to 1742 code for a protein of 569 amino acids. The transcript is spliced from 4 exons.
UGCAUGAGAUACCAUUGCGUCAGAAUUUAGCAAUGCUAAGCGGCACAGCAGGGGAUGCUGCAGAGCGGGAUGGCCGGAGUUACGAUAAGAGGGACAACCGCAAGAGGUCCGGUAAGCCGAAAGUCAAGACUGGGUGCAUAACAUGCAAGAUUCGACGCAUAAAGUGCGAUGAAGGCCGUCCUAGCUGUCUACGGUGCACAUCAACCGGUCGGAAAUGUGAUGGUUAUAUCGAACGCUCUCCGUCCCCUAAAGGACAGUCUCCUUCGCGGAGGUCGUCAACCGACACCUCGGUAGUCAGAUCUCAUAGAGCAAUUCUACCACGUAUUGUGAGGCAGAUCAGUCCAGACAUUCAAGGGACAGAACACGAGCGCUUGUAUUUCCAUCGCUUUCGAAAUGAGGCACUGAGAGGCCUCGCUCUCCAUGCAGCCAAUGUGGGCUCUUUAUGGGAGCGUCUGGUGCCGCGUAUCGCGCACUAUAACGAUGCUGUUAGGCAUGCGCUCAUAGCGCUGGGAUCGGCGUAUGAGUUGCAACAGCGACGCGCAUCAUCAACGACCAUUUCUGAUGUGUUCCAGCUCGAGGUCUUCACCCUCCAGCAGUACAAUAUGGCGAUCCAAUCACUCCGUACACAUUUACUCUCACCGUCUGACGACCACGUUGGGAUCACAUUGUUAUGUAGUCUCAUCUUCACUUCCCUAGAAACAUUUCGCCAGAACCCCGAAACUGCUAUUACCCACUUCUCUAGCGGGACUCGAGUCAUUGAGCAAUUACCGAAUAGUGUAUUGAACGAUAUUAUGUCAACUGCAGGAUCAUCUUCCGGGAGUUUCGACGGCCCGAUUUCGAGAGCUGAACUCCGGGAGUUUAUUUCUUUCUACCAAGAAUUUGAGCUUGGGACGAGAGUCCACGGUGUGCCGGCCAGACCAACCUUGUCACUACGCUUGCGCGAUGUGACCCAAGAAGACGACGGGCCGUGGGAGGACUACAGAAGCUUGAACGAAUGUCAUGCACAUUUUCACACAUGGGCGCAUCACGUGUAUGCAAGGAUGUGGGAGACCCGAUCACAUAAGGACGACUUCACGUUUUGGUCCCAACCUGAGCAGAGAGGCUCGCAAGCCCGUCUCAUUAAUCAAGGACGCCGGGUCGUAGCUAUGACAGACCGUUUUAUGUCAAGCCCAUUCGCGCCAGACCGCGAAGAAGAUAAGGCUGGUUACAUUUCCGGACUCCUGGACAAGAUGCACGGACGAGGAGUCCUGUUGACAGCCCAGUGUAUGCCUAAAAGCUAUACUCGAAGGGAAUUAAGACACUUCGAUCCUCUUUGGCGCGAGGUCUUGACGAUAAUUGAAGAUAUCAUCAAUUUAAUCGAGGAUCAAAAUCAUGUUCCGGAUGGGAGAGGAGGCACUUCAGCGAGUAAUCAACGAGGCCCUCUCAUCACGCUCGAUUCCGGCAUUCUGAUUGGGUUUCACGUGACCCUUUAUGCCACUGGGGACCGAGAUAUUAGAAGGCGAGCUAUGGGCCUUUUACGACGUAUAAGAAAUAAGCGCGAGGGACUUUAUGAUGCGACCGAGCUCCUGAAAGUCUUUGAGGCACUUGGGGCAGAUGGACAAGGUACUUACGCCGACCAGCUGCUUCUAGAUGAUCCUGCUGGACCAGGUCUUGGUGGGUUGGAUGGUCCUUUAGGGCUUGAGAAUAGGCUCGCGGCAUUAAGUCUGAGCGAAGGACGCAAGAAAACUCCUGGUAAUACUUGACGUUGCUCAAACUCAUAAUAUAUUUCGGAUGCGCCGCUCUCUUGUUCUAGGCGAUGGGUGCGCUUCAUCUCGCAUAGAGAUUGGAGCAUAGAAUAGCGACAUCUCGAAUACUAACUCGAUGUCCUUUAUGCAGCGGUCGAGUGCCAAUAUUAGUAAAAAGGUGCAUCAAUAUCCUCAACCAAUCACAAUAUGAUCGUGUUACCUGGAUAUAUUUUCCUCUUGAAUUAGAUCGAUAAGCUCAUAGUCCGAAUAAACUGUGAUGAACGCCGGGUUGAUCUACAUUUGACCAGCUUUAUCACCAGACGCAAGCACAGAAUCGAUGGAAUGCGUAGUUUCACGGUGAUGUCUACGAAUGGGCUCAUGUGGAAGUGAUUAAACCAUUA